AAUGUUCAAACAAUUUUGAUUUAUGAAAGCAGAAGAGAAAAAUGAAGCGUGUACACUUGAAUUUACCUCUACUCCAAUCAAAGCCUGCACAGAGACACCGCCUCAUUGAAGAUAAGCAGUGAUUAGAGGCUAAGGAACAUUGUGAAAAGCAUCUCUCCAGCAUGAAGUCUAGGAUUUCUUGUCGGCAGUCGUCAAAGAGGGUGGCCCAUCACUUUGAUCCCGCUUCUCAGUACGUGGCCUUGUUUACUUGCCCUUCUAACCUUCAGUUUCCAAGGCACUCCAUCUUCUAGCCAUGUAUAAAUGUUUGUGAUAACUCCCAGAUUAAUAAUAUUCGAGCAUUUAGAGUAUACUUUUUUUCACAGCAUUCCAUUUCUCUCUUUGAUAUUCUCUGAGUCUUAUAUCGAAGACUACUAGGUUACUAGAUACUUAUAUAAUUUGGACAUUAAGUGAUAAGAUCAUCAUGGUAAUCUCUACUGCCGCAACAGAUUCUGAUGAGAAUUCGUACUCCACUUUUGCUUCCAGAUAUGUACGCACUGCACUUCCAAGGUUCAAGAUGCCAGGGAAUUCAAUGCCAAAGGAUGCAGCGUACCAAGUGAUAAAUGAUGAGCUGAUGCUGGAUGGUAAUCCAAGGCUCAACUUGGCAUCUUUUGUGACAACAUGGAUGGAGCCUGAGUGUAAUGAUCUCAUCAUGGCUUCCAUUAACAAGAAUUAUGUCGACAUGGAUGAGUACCCUGUUACCACAGAGCUCCAGAAUCGAUGUGUAAACAUAAUAGCCCACCUGUUCAAUGCUCCUGUUGGAGAAAAAGAAACUGCAGUUGGUGUCGGGACUGUGGGAUCAUCAGAGGCCAUAAUGCUGGCUGGAUUAGCUUUUAAAAGGAAGUGGCAGAAUAAGAGGAAAGCAGAGGGCAAACCGUACGAUAAGCCCAACAUAGUCACAGGAGCUAAUGUGCAGGUUUGCUGGGAGAAAUUUGCAAGGUACUUCGAAGUUGAGCUGAAGGAGGUGAAGCUGACAGAAGGGUAUUAUGUGAUGGACCCAGUCAAAGCGGUUGAGAUGGUGGACGAGAACACAAUCUGUGUGGCAGCCAUUUUGGGAUCAACACUUACUGGAGAGUUCGAAGAUGUGAAGCUUCUCAAUGACCUCCUCUCCAAAAAGAACAAGGAGACUGGUUGGAACACGCCAAUUCAUGUUGAUGCCGCCAGUGGAGGGUUCAUUGCUCCUUUCAUUUGGCCUGAUCUUGAAUGGGACUUUCGUUUGCCAUUGGUGAAGAGCAUCAAUGUUAGCGGUCACAAAUAUGGCCUUGUUUAUGCUGGUGUUGGUUGGGUUGUUUGGAGGACCAAGGAGGACUUGCCAGAUGAGCUAAUAUUUCACAUCAACUACCUUGGAUCUGAUCAACCUACUUUCACCCUCAACUUUUCGAAAGGUUCAAGUCAGAUAAUUGCUCAAUAUUAUCAGUUUAUACGGCUUGGCUUUGAGGGUUACAAAAGAAUAAUGGAGAACUGCCUGGAGAAUGCGAGGGUGUUGAGAGAAGGAUUAGAAAAAACAGGGCGGUUUGACAUUGUCUCCAAGGAGAAGGGUGUGCCUCUUGUGGCCUUUUCUUUGAAGGACAGUAGCAAGCAUACUGUAUUUGAAAUAGCUGAGAGUUUGAGAAGGUUCGGGUGGAUAAUCCCAGCGUAUACAAUGCCAGCUAAUGCGCAACACAUUGCUGUCCUCCGUGUGGUGGUCAGGGAGGACUUCAAUCGGAGUCUGGCGGAGAGACUUGUCUCGCACAUCGAGCAAGUCUUGAAGGAAACAGACUCACUUCCUAGCCGUGUCGCUGUUCAAGCAUCGCACGUUGUUGCUGUUGACGAAACAGAAGAUAACAUGGAUGACCAGAAGACUGUUAAAAAGAGUUCAAGGGAAAUACAGGAGAAAGUCACCCUGUACUGGAGGCGGUUUGUCAGUGACAAGAGAACUGGAGCCUGCUAGUGCUCAUCUGAGCAUCAAUCUCAUACUGCUAAAACAUUAUGGUCAACCUGGUGGUGGUUUGUGAUAUUAAGCUACUAGCAUUUUAUGGCUCAUAUUAUCUUCUGGUGUUCUUUGUGCUGUACUUGAAACAUCAGAUUGAAAAUCUUUAAAUAAAACAGGUCUUCCUCCA
Populus euphratica (Euphrates poplar) is the source of this 2135-nucleotide messenger RNA. RefSeq names its product glutamate decarboxylase 5-like. The transcript has 6 exons. Lineage: Eukaryota; Viridiplantae; Streptophyta; Magnoliopsida; Malpighiales; Salicaceae. The record is from RefSeq and is a predicted model, not a curated record. Gene Ontology annotation, cellular component: cytosol. The coding region runs from base 461 to 1966 and encodes 501 amino acids. Gene Ontology annotation, biological process: L-glutamate catabolic process. Gene Ontology annotation, molecular function: glutamate decarboxylase activity; pyridoxal phosphate binding.